Messenger RNA from Closterium sp. Naga37s-1, 489 nucleotides. The record is from the annotation of a GenBank genome assembly. Lineage: Eukaryota; Viridiplantae; Streptophyta; Zygnematophyceae; Desmidiales; Closteriaceae.
AUGUGCGAAGGUCGCCGGGCAGGGCGCGUUGGGCACUGGGAAGCAGGGCGCGCUAGCGCGCUGGGCAGCGGGGCGCGCUGGCGCGCUGGGCAGCGGGGCGCGCUGGCGCGCUGGGCAGCGGGGCGCGCUGGCGCGCUGGGCAGCGGGGCGCGCUGGCGCGCUGGGCAGCGGGGCGCGCUGGCGCGCUGGGCAGCGGGGCGCGCUGGCGCGCUGGGCAGCGGGGCGCGCUGGCGCGCUGGGCAGCGGGGCGCGCUGGCGCGCUGGGCAGCGGGGCGCGCUGGCGCUUUGGGCAGCGGGGCGCGCUGGCGCGCUGGGCAGCGGGGCGCGCUGGCGCGCUGGGCAGCGGGGCGCGCUGACGCGUUGGGCAGCGGGGCGCGCUGGCGCGCUGGGCAGCGGGGUGCGCUGGCGCGUCGGGCAGCGGUGCGCGCUGGCGCGUCGGGCAGCGGGGCGCGCUGGCGCGUUGGGCAGCGGGGCGCGCUGGUGCGCUAG